This is a messenger RNA of Talaromyces proteolyticus, 2211 nucleotides long. Its product is annotated as fungal-specific transcription factor domain-containing protein. The record is from RefSeq and is a predicted model, not a curated record. Gene Ontology annotation, cellular component: nucleus. Bases 1 to 2211 code for a protein of 736 amino acids. Gene Ontology annotation, biological process: DNA-templated transcription; regulation of DNA-templated transcription. NCBI's taxonomy places the organism in Eukaryota, Fungi, Ascomycota, Eurotiomycetes, Eurotiales, Trichocomaceae. The transcript has 3 exons. Gene Ontology annotation, molecular function: zinc ion binding; DNA binding; DNA-binding transcription factor activity, RNA polymerase II-specific.
AUGGAAGAGAAUGCAGAAAGUGCCGCAGAAAGUGAACAGUCGCCACUUCAUGGCACCCACGCAGAAGAGAAUACGAAUGGGUCAGUCGAAUUUGGGCAAACACGACGAACAGAGUCCAGGAAGCUUCCCGCGAUCACUGCGUGUGAGCUGUGCAAAACCAGAAAAGUACGAUGUGAUCGUGUAGAGCCCUCGUGUGGAUGGUGUUCUAGAAAUGGGCGAUUGUGUGUUUACAGAGAUCGACAAAAGCCAGGUUUUCGUGCCGGGUAUGUGCGUGAGCUUGAGACAAAAGUCAGUCGUCUCGAAUCGAUUCUGCAGACGCUAGGUCAUGGAGGGGAAAUCUAUUUAAAUGUACACGACUCUGGCAGAGAACUAGCUGGUCCGACGGCCUCCAAAUUAUUGAGAGCCGAUGACGAUCACCAAGCGCCACAGUCAUCCAAAAAGAUGAUAAGAACUGAGAUGCAGGACGCCAGUUUUGGAAAAUAUGACCGAGUUCGUUCCGACCGUACAUCGGAGCUGAUGUCCGUUCAGUCGAUGAUGAACACGAUCAGGCCUGUUACAGCACCGAAAGCGAUGCCCGACUUACCAUCAGGCGAGUUACUAUAUAGCCUUGUCGAUCUAUACUUUAAGCAUGUCAACACAUGGUGUCCGAUAUUAGAUCGCAAGAUUACUGUCGACAGCUUCUUUGGGCCCUCCGUUCCAGACGAGGCUGAUCGUAUUAUCCUGUAUGCGAUUGUGGCAAUUGCACUGCGGUUCAGUCAUGAUCCAUCACUGACACCCGAGUCCCGCAAGCAGUAUCAUUCUACAGCGAAGGAUAAUGUAUUGCUCUAUAGUUUACAGUAUCCAUCCAUUAAAUCACUACAGGCUCUCGUUAUUCUCACCUGGGAUUUCUUAGGCUCGUCUGAUGGCCCACCAAGUGUCAACAUACUAGCAAUAAUUGUUCGCACUGUUUUACAGCUGAAUCUGCAGGUUGAGUCUGGCUUAUCUCUGUCAACUACUGAUCGCUCAAAUGCGCCUCAUGGCCGUUUGCGGGACAGUAUUCUUCCUAAACCUAACUCUUGGAUUGAGGAAGAAGGUCGCCGGCGACUUUUCUGGAUGGUUUACAUUAUUGAGCGCUAUACUGUCGUAGCCACGGCUACAGACCCUACUCUAAAUGAAGAUUAUAUUGACCGUUCUCUUCCAUGUCGCUACGACCUAUUCUCAAAGAAUGAGGCUGUCGAGACGCGAUGGUUCUCGGGACCAGGACAGUCGAUGAUUAUUGAUCAGCCGGAAAAUCUUGGAAGUUUCUCAUACCACUGUGAAGUGAUGCGUACUCUGAGUCGUGUUCAAAUCUUUCUCCAGAACCCCAUUGACAUCUGCUCUCUGGUAGAAGUAGAGCGGUGGCAACUGACAUAUCGUGAACUUGACGAUGAGUUGAAUUCCUGGCUUAGCCGUCUUCCUGAUGAUUAUGGUAGGGUUUCUCAACUCUGUCACUCAGAUCCUACCAGUAAGAUUUCGAAUUGGAUAAUCCUACAUGCCGCAUUUGUUACCUCAGUUUUGCGCUUACACUCCUGCGCCGCGUAUCCCCCUGUUAGGUCUCACAUCUUUACCCCUUCCUUCAAUGCCUCCCAACGAUGUCUUGCCGCAGUACAAAGCCUUCGAGAAAUCGCUCAGGACGUUUUAAACACGGGAAUGCUCGAUCUUCUUGGCCCUCACUUUGCUUUUUCUUUGUAUGUUGCAGCCAGACUCCUGCUUGUUGAUUCGGCUUGCACCGGCGUCGAAAUGGACCCAAAUUGCCGCUUUUUCAUAUAUAUACUCGACAAGAUGGGCCAUUAUUGGGGAAUCGCUAGCCAAUAUGCUCAGACAUUGGAUCGAAUUUGUAAACAAUCGCACAUGGGCUGGCCAUAUAGCAACGGAGCAGCGUCAUCUGCUCCAAGAGCCCUCGCCACGAUGAGAAGAAGAGCGUAUGAAAUCCAUAUCUCAGCUACUCAUCGUCCUUCUACCGCAACCAAACCCCUACCCACCAAGUCUGUGACCGCAGACGAUCUCGAGUACCUUGAAGUAUUUCACUUUUUCAACUAUCCACGCCUUCCAACUGCCAUGAUUAGUAGCCCGGGCCUUUACCAUCCUUUCUUGAACUUAGAUGGGGACAUGAUAGGAAAGAAUUAUUUUAUGGCGGAAACAGGCUUUUCUACUAGGGCCAUGAAUACAAGAUGGUCGUACGGCCCAACAUGA